AUGUUUCAAGAUGGAAGACAGUAUAUGGUAGUAGAUAUUGGAGGAGAAACGCUAGAUGUCACAGUUAUUAAGAAAGGCCUCAGACGAAAUAUUACAGAGCAGCAUAAGGUUUGUGUUGUUGGUCUUGGUGGUAACAGUAUACACGAAGCACUUGACAAUGUAUUGACAGACAUCGUUGGAAAUGAAGCAUAUCACAGGUUCCAAACUGAAGAAUAUAGCAGAGAUGGUUAUAGGCGUUUGCACAAAACCUUCAAUGAAAAACUGAAACACGAAGCUACAGAUUCUAGCAGGGUAAUCGCAGUCCCAUUAUCUGAACUAUUUUUGCUUGACCACGUAUCAGCGGAUAAUUUUAAGACUGCCCUUGGUAUAUCUGCUUAUGCUGGUGAGAUUAGUGUUGUUCAUGGUAGGCUGAGAUUGUCUGCUGCACUUUGGAAAGGUCUUGUAGCAGAAUACUGUCUGACGUUAGUCAAGCAACUAAACGAUGUGUUUGAGAAGUACUCAUGUGACAAACACAUGUGUUUAUUGCUCGUUGGAGGAUAUGCCGGUUUUAAAAUACUCCAAGAAGCUGUGAUAAAAGAAUUUAGUAACUUUGACAUUUUCAUACCGUUCGAACCUAAAUUUGCUACUAUCGGUGGUUCUGUAAUGCUGGGACAUAUCCCUCCAUUAACGAUAGAUCGUGUUUUAAACGGAAGUGACACCAUAGUGAUAAGAGAAGAUGAUCAGUCGAAAGCAAGUGAUUGUGAAAUAGAUGACCAAGCAGUCGCAAGUGAUUUUGUGCAAAGCGUAUCCGAGAUUUCAAUUUCGAGCGACUUUAUAGAAGACGAAACAAUAGCAAGACCAUCGAAAAUUCAGACAGGACUGAAAUCUUUGUCACAGAGGUUGCAGGGAAAGCCACAAGAAAUAUCAGUCAGAAGAAAUUAUAUUACUGCUGAUGUUAUCACAGCUUACGGAGACAUAGAUGUGUCGAAACCAUUGAAGGCGUGUUUUGCUGACGAAGAUGACAGGGAUAUGACAAAAGAAAUGUUCGGGCUGUUCUGGGAAAAGAUUUGUAGUGUAUGGUUUCGAGGAGAAAAUGCUGCUAUCCCGCUUAUACCCGUUGAAAAAAGAGCAGAAGCCAGACGUGUAUUUCCUAUUCUUGGUAAAAUUCUUGAGCAUACGCUGUGUAUACUUGGGCACUUUCCUCUCCAGGUAUGCCGUAGUCUUAUCUUAGCUAUUGCUCAUCCCGACCAAGAUGUUGAUGCUGAUUUAGUAUUGGGCGAUUACUUACUCUUCGUCCCGGAAAGAGAAAGUACGCUUUUGUCGCAGAGUUUGAAGGAUCUUGAUUGGUCAGAAAACAGAAUGAAACGCCUCACCAGAUUUUUUAGUGUGAACAAGAUCUCCAUGCACCCGACACCAAAGUCUUUUAGAAAAGACCUUCUAAACAUUGCAUAUACAGAAAUCAUCGACUCGUCACAUGUGUAUGUUGCAUUGAUGAGACGAGGCAUUUCUGAUUUUGCUUUAGAACACUUCUUUGAUGUUCUUGACACUGACGGUAUAAGAGUAGAGUAUGAUAUGUCUCAACCUACAACUGAAAGAGUUGUUCAAAUGAUUGAAGAUAUGUUUGACAGAGCUGACUUUAGUAGAGAAGAGAAAAUCAUCACCAAUUAUCUCAGCAACAUUAUCAGUGAUAUGAGCAAGAAACAACUACGACAGUUUCUGAUCUGGCUCACAGGAUCACCUUGUAUGCCGAAGAAAAUCAACAUCACUUUUAACACAUCUGAAGGCAGGUCAAAGCUUCCUGUAGCAGAUACUAGACGUCACAUGCUCAAACUCUCUAGAGAGUAUAGUUCGUAUCAAGAUUUUGAGCGUGUUUUGAUGGAUGUUGUGUCAAAUGAAUUUUUAACUGUUACACCAAAUUAA
This is a messenger RNA of Mercenaria mercenaria, 1899 nucleotides long. RefSeq lists its product as uncharacterized. NCBI's taxonomy places the organism in Eukaryota, Metazoa, Mollusca, Bivalvia, Venerida, Veneridae. The transcript is spliced from 3 exons. Gene Ontology annotation, molecular function: ubiquitin-protein transferase activity. The record is from RefSeq and is a predicted model, not a curated record. Bases 1 to 1899 code for a protein of 632 amino acids.